This is a messenger RNA of Rhododendron vialii, 3823 nucleotides long. Its product is annotated as protein phosphatase 2C 29. Bases 227 to 2788 code for a protein of 853 amino acids. Lineage: Eukaryota; Viridiplantae; Streptophyta; Magnoliopsida; Ericales; Ericaceae. The record is from RefSeq and is a predicted model, not a curated record. Gene Ontology annotation, biological process: protein dephosphorylation. Gene Ontology annotation, molecular function: protein serine/threonine phosphatase activity. The transcript has 3 exons.
UAAGCUCUCACUCACUCCUCACUUUCUCUCUCUCUCAACAAAUAAGUCGUCUCUUCUUUUUUACUUCAUCAACCCCCAGAAACAUUAUAAAAAACACAAAACCAGUUCCCCCCCCCCCCCCCCCUCUCUCUCCUGUAUUGUACAGUCGGGGAAAACAAACCCUCAAAAUUCCUGAUUUCUCUCUCACCUGUCUAAAAUGUCUCGUUUUUGAAAAAAAUCAAAUGUGAUGGGAAGCGGUUUCUCCCAGCUCUUCCCCUGCUUCGACCCGGGCGUGAACCGGUCCGGCGAAAACGAACACCCGGACGUGAUCUUCACCGCCUCCGAACCGCUCGACGAAACCCUAGGCCACUCCUUCUGCUACGUCCGGUCCUCCGCCCACUUCCUCUCCCCCACCCCGUCGGAUCGGUUCCUCUCCCCCACCAACUCCCUCCGGUUUUCCCCGUCUCACGAACCGGCAGGCAAGCCUAGACCGGGUGGCGAGACCGGGUUCAAGGCCAUCUCCGGCGCCUCGGUGAGCGCCAACACCUCCACUCCCCGAACCGUCCUCCAGCUCGACAACAUUUACGACGAUGCCACCGACUGCGUCGGCUGCGGCGUUAAGUCCAGCAUGGUUAACGGCUUCGAGAGCACGUCGUCCUUCAGCGCCCUGCCGCUGCAGCCCGUGCCCCGGGGCGGCGACCCGUCUGGCCCGAUGGACCGGGCCUUCUUCAUGUCCGGCCCGAUCGAGCGCGGGGCCCUCUCCGGGCCCCUGGACCCGAACCCUUCAGGUUCCGACACCGGGAGGAUCCCUUUCUCCGCGCCGCUUGGCGGUGGCUACGUAAGGAGGAGGAGGAAGAAGGGCAUACCUGGAAUUCGAAAAGCCUUCUCUAGGAAUUUCGAGAAGAAGCGGUGGGUUGUGCCCGUGAGGAACUUCGUGGGAAGGAAAGAGGUCGCGGCUGGAGGAGAGAGAGGCGAUUGUGAAUCGAAGAGAGAGAAUAACAGUAAUAGUAGUAGUAGUAAUGUGCAGUGGGCUUUGGGGAAGGCGGGGGAGGAUCGGGUGCACGUGGUCAUAUCGGAGGAGCAUGGGUGGCUCUUCGUAGGGAUUUAUGACGGGUUUAACGGCCCUGAUGCUCCUGAAUUCUUGAUGGGUAAUCUCUAUAAAGCCAUGUAUACUGAACUAGAGGGUUUGUUUUGGGAUUCUGACGAGGGUGGAGUAAAUGUAGCAAAUUUAGAAAAUGUGGAUAGUGUUGGUGGUGGUGGUGUAGAUCGUUCCAUUGCUGUGGAAAGUCAAGUGAGUGGGAAUGAUUGUGAUGAGACCCGGUUGGAUAAGGGAUCGGUGAAGAGAGUGACAUUUGAAUCGGAACAGAUUGGAGUUAGACGGAGGAGAUUGUGGGAAUUUCUAGCAGAAGACGACCCGGAAGAUGGGCUUGAUCUAUCCGGGUCGGAUAGGUUUGCGUUUUCAGUAGAUGAUGCGCUCAGGGUGAGCAAUGCGAGUAGACGGUCGCUCUUGUUGUCGAAAUUGAAGCAAGGGUUGAUUAGGCAUAAAGAGAGUGCAUGGAAGUUUGGGUUUGAGGCUAAGGAGAAGUCUGAGGCCGAGAAUAGGGUGGAGGAGAGAAUUAGGAAAAGCGGUAGUAUUAGGAAGCGUAGUAAAGUUGGUCCAGUUAAUCAUGACUCGGUUUUGAGGGCAAUGUCGCGGGCUCUUGAAGUGACUGAACUCGCGUAUUUGGAUAUGACGGAUAAGGUUCUUGAUCAGAACCCGGAGCUUGCCUUGAUGGGUUCGUGUUUAUUGGUUGCGUUGAUGAGAGACGAGGAUGUGUAUGUGAUGAAUGUUGGGGAUAGUAGGGCUAUUGUCGCUCAAUAUGAGCCUGAAGAAAUUAGUACUAGCACACUGGUAAAGGGGGCUGGGGCUAAUAAUGGAUCUAAUGCGGAGGACAUAGUUGAGGAGUCUAUCGAUGCUGGUGAGAGGGUAAAUAAGGUGGAAAAUGAGGCUACUAGUCAAGCUAUGAGGUUAAUUGCAUUGCAGUUGUCUACUGAUCACAGCACAAGCAUUGAAGAAGAAGUUAUAAGGAUCAAGAGUGAACACCCAGAUGACAGCCAUUGCAUCGUUAAUGACAGAGUAAAAGGCCGCCUUAAAGUUACCCGUGCAUUUGGGGCUGGGUUUCUUAAGCAGGCCAAGUGGAAUGAUGCAUUAUUGGAAAUGUUUCGGAAUGAGUAUAUUGGUACUGCGCCAUACAUAUCUUGUUCCCCUUCGCUUCGUCACCAUAAAUUGUGUCAAAGAGAUCAUUUUUUAGUCCUCUCAUCUGAUGGCUUAUAUCAGUACUUGAGUAAUCAGGAAGUGGUUUCUCAUGUGGAGAGUUUUAUGGAGAAGUUUCCUGAUGGAGACCCUGCACAACACCUAAUAGAGGAGCUUCUAUUGCGUGCAGCCAAGAAAGCUGGUAAAUUUCUCUCCUUUGUUUUGGGUGUUUAUACAGCUUUGCUCAAAUUGGCAUGUGUUGCUUCUUUCAACUUUUUCAUAAAGUUACCCAUCUUUCAUUUGUUUGAUCACUGGAAAUCUUUCUUAGAAAAUUUGAGAAAGUCACUUCUAUUUUUGCCAUUCAGUUGGGGGGAAGCUUUUGCGGUCACUAUAUUUGUUAAUAAUUUGUACCCAGUUGUGGUUUAUCUGGAUUUGCUAUUGAAAACUAGUGUAACUUAUGGAGACCUGAUCUAUUUUUUGAAAUUUUUGGUAGAGAUUUUUAUUACUUAUGGACUCAAAGCUGCACUAUCUCUAAUUUUUUGUAGUAAGCUUUGGAGGGCACCGUCAUGUCAAUAGCUAGUUGUAAAUGGGUUUGAGACAUGCCUGCUUUCAUUAAUAGCGAGCUAUCCAACAAAUAUAAGAUUUUGGAUACUACAAGCAAAAAGUAGGGCAACAUGGGAGGGCAGUCUUUCUAAAGCAGGGGUGCAUUAAGAGUUGUAAACAACUGAAACCCAUUCUUCUAGCCCAUAGGAGUACUCAAAAUGAAGAGCCAGAAGAAACAUAUGGCCUAGGGUUCUGCAGUUUCUGUUCUUAAUAUCUGGACGCCCAAUUGCCCAAAUCUGUAUUUGUGGCCCCUGAAUGAAUUAUUGCGGACAUGCAAAGAAGGAAACGAAAAAAGAGAAUCUACAAUGUUAUCUCUAGUAGUAGGGUGAGCAAGAAACCGAUUGACCCUAUGAACCCGUCCGACUCGACUCCAUCCAAGGCUUGAAAGUCAGUUUCUUUUUUUGAUCGGGUCGUUUAUGACUUAUGGGUGAAAAUUAUAGUAAAAAAGAGAGUUUUGGUUGAGUGUUGGUUUGGCUAUAAUUCCAACUGUGCAAUCCGACCUGUCCGAAUAUGCAUGUACCGCGCGUUUGAGAUGUCAGAGUCUUCUUUUAGACUCUGACUCAUAUAUUGACUCCACUACACGUGGCUCCAUUCUAUUGGCUCUUGGGAUUACCAUUUCCCGAGCUUCUCUCCUUCUCAGGCUUAUCCCUUUCUUAAGCUUCUCUCUACACUUCACCUCUACUCAGUCAAGUCUUUCUCUCUCUCCUCUCCUCUCUCGUCCUACCCAACGAAGACCUAGGAACAUGUCUCUUGCCUAAAAAGGGUUCAUCUCUCAUGCAAAUGCUAAGGUGAGAAGAAGAUCAGGUCGUAGCAGCCGGCGAUUUUUGAUCUUCUCUGAUCUGCACUUCACCUCUACACAGUCAAGUCUUUCUCUCUCUCCUCUCCUCUCUCGUCCAACCCAACGAAGACCUAGGAACUUGUCUCUUGUCUAAAAUGGGUUCAUCUCUCAUGCAAUUGCUAAGGUGAGAAGAAGAUUGGGUCGUAGCAGCCAGCGAUUUCUGAUCUUCU